UAAUAUAAAACUAUGUAAAUGGUGUCGCGGCAGGAUUUUGAACAACUUCCUGAGUCAUAGCUGGAAGCCGCGGACAGACACCGAAUGGCGCCGCCAGUGUGCGUACACUCAUAGCAAACAAUGCAUUUGAAUUUUAAAGAAGUGGUGCCUCCGGCUACGCGGUGGGCUCUACCUCCAAGGUCGCCAUUGCCUCCUGUCGUCGCCAUGGUGUCAUAUGCCUGUCUAAAAGAUUCGGAGGAGCCAAAGUUUGCUGCCAUUUUAAAAGUUUCAAAGGGGACUAAGGCAAUCACAAAUUAGUGUACAAAUUAUGGAGCUAAUCGGAACUAUUAGUGGGCUGAGAAGGAAUUUAGCGGGGCUGAAGGGCCUAAUGAUGCCCCUGUAUUACAGUAGUCUAGUCUUGAGGACUAGUCUGGAAAAAAGCUGUUCUGCAAACUCUGGAAAAAUUUUAGUCAAAGGACCAAACACCCAGGUUUUAGAGUUUUUGUUCAAUUACAGCUUGAUUACAGUCAGAGGGAUCCGCCUUACUGUGUUUGUACGUAUAGUUAGCCUUGAUGCAAUACAGGCUUCGUAGUUUUUUUUUUUCGUUGUUUUUUUUAAAUAACCUUGAGUUGCUUGGAUAUAAAUCUUUUUCAUUAAAUAAACCUUUAUCCCAGAGUUCCAGGGUAUAUUGACUUUGCAUUCAUGUUUAUGAUACAUGUUUAUGAUACUUUUUAAAGAGGAAGUAAAAGAUAUUAUGCCAUGAGCUAACGGGAAUUUACAAAAGGUACUAGCAAUGGUUACCAGAUGAAUUAACUGUUGUACUUGUCAAUCAUUGGCUAAUUCUUACAUUUACCCCUCCUUUAACUAGCUGUAUAAAUAUUGGGCAGACUUGGUCUCAUAUAAACAUUUUUAAGAAGACAAGACUCUACAUGAGUAUCCAGAUUGUAAAACCAAAUGUAUCUGCACACAAAGCAUGUGAAACAUGAUGGAUGAUAGUGAUGUAGAAAUCGCUGUCAUUGGCAUUGGAUGCCAUUUUCCUGGAGGUGAAGGACUUGAAAACUUCUGGCGAGUCCUCCUUCAUGGAGAGAACUGUGCAGUUCAGAUACCAAAUGACAGGUUUAAUCUCUCUCAAUGGUACGAUCCAGAUGAGAAGAAGGCAGGAAAGACAUACACAGCAAAGGCGGCACUUAUUGAUGGUUUAAAUGAGUUCGACAGCAAGUUCUUCGGCAUCACUGAUGCUGAAUUGAUCACCAUGGACCCUCAGCACAAACUGUUGCUGCAGUGCGCCUACAGGGCCCUAGAGGAUGCUGGGAUACCAAUGGAAAAGGCCAGUGGAACGAGAACAGGAGUAUUUUUGGGCCUAAUGAACAGAGACUUUGAGCUGGCAAAUGUGAGGAUUAAUCCAAAACACACAGACCACACCAGUGGCACUGGUUCCGCUAUGAGUAUAGCUGCUAACCGCAUCUCAUACAUAUUCAACUUCACUGGCCCCUCACUGUCCAUUGACUGUGCCUGCUCCUCAUCCCUCGUUUCCCUUCACUUCGCUUGUCAAGCCAUAAAACAAGGAGAUUGUGAAAUGGCCGUGUGUGGGGGCGUGAGCUGUAUUUUGGAGCCACACAUUUUUGUGACUCUCUCCAAGGCAAAAAUGAUCUCCCCUGAUGGCACCAGUAAACCUUUCAGCAGCCAAGCAGAUGGAUAUGGAAGAGGUGAAGGCUGUGGGAUUGUUCUCCUAAAGCCUCUGAAAAAAGCUCUUGAGGACCAGGAUCACAUCUGGGGCAUCAUUAGCAAAACUGCAGUAAAUCAGGAUGGCCACAGCGUUAGUCCAAUCACCAAACCAUCCAUGGUACAGCAGGAGGAGCUGCUUAGAAAAAUCUACUCAACAGAGACUGACCUGACUAGUGUCCAGUACAUUGAGGCUCAUGGGACUGGGACUCCAGUUGGAGAUCCAAUAGAGGCAGGUAGCAUCUCAAAAGUCAUUGCCAAAGCAAGACCUCAAAAGUCAGGGCCACUCAUCAUUGGUUCAGUUAAGAGCAAUAUUGGACACACAGAAUCUGCCGCAGGUGCUGCAGGGCUCAUAAAGGUUCUCUUGAUGAUGAAGCAUGAAACCAUUGUGCCAUCAUUGUUCUACUCCAUUGAAAACUCCAGCAUAGACACUGAAUCUCUCAAUAUUAAAAUCCCCACCACAGCAGAAAAAUGGAUCAGUGACUGCAGAGCAGGGAGGUGUGCAGGAAUCAAUAACUUUGGGUUUGGAGGAACAAAUGCACAUGCAAUUGUCAGACAAUAUGUGCAGACAAAAAAGACAAAAGCUCAGUUGAUUAGCAAAUCCCGUCAGUAUUUUGUGGUCUCUGCAGCCUCCGAAAAAUCCAUGAAAAAUAUUAUUGCAGAUACGGCAGAACAGAUCAGUGCAGGGAAAAUAUCAGAUCUACAGUCUUUACUGUACACAUCCGCAUGUAGAAGAAGUCACUUGAAACACAAAUACAGAAAAGUAUUUCAAACAUCAUCAUUGGCAGAUCUCCAAGAGAAACUUACUGUUGCUGUGGAGAAAAAGCUUUUACCAUCAAAGACAGACUCCAAGCUAGUUUUUGUGUUUUGUGGCAACGGUGUUACAUAUCAGGGUAUGUGCAAGCAGCUCUUAAAACAAGAGCCAGUUUUCAGAGAGGAAAUCUUGAAGAUUGAAACUCUGUUGCAAAGCUAUACAAGUUUGAAUCUGAUAGAGAUGCUGGAAAGUGAAUCUGAGAAAAGUACAGAGCUGUCUGAUCCAAAGAUUGUCCAGCCUCUUCUGUUUGCUAUUCAGGUUGCUGUUGUCAAACUUCUGAAACACUGGGGCAUCAGGCCUGAUGCUGUUUUGGGGCACUCUAUUGGAGAAGUUGCUGCAGCUCAUUGUUCUGGUUUUCUGUCACUUGAAGAUGCAGUGAAAGUCAUCCACUAUCGCAGUUCUUUGCAAAGCACUGUGACAGGAGGAAAGAUGCUGGUAGUCAGUAAUAUGGCUGUUUCUGAAGUCUUAAAAAUUCUCCCAUCUUUUUCGGGAAGGGUUUGUCUGGCUGCUUAUAACAGCCCUCAGUCAUGCACCCUUUCAGGAGAUGCAGAUGACAUUGACAGGUUGCAAAAGAAUUUGAGCAACUCAGCCAGUGGAAAAAAUUUGUUCCUUCGCAUUUUAGAUGUACCUGCAGCAUACCACAGUCAUAAGAUGGAUCCCAUUUUAUCCAAAGUGAAACAGAGUAUAGGCUCAUUGCAGGCACAUAAUUUGGAGACAGAACUGUUCUCAACAGUGACAGGUGUUAGUGUGUGUUCCUCAGAUUUUAUUACUGGUGAAUAUUGGGCAAGGAAUAUCAGAGAGCCAGUUGAAUUCGAACAAGCUGUAAAGUCUGUAGUUAAAAAUAAAAGGAAUGUGGUAUUUGUUGAAAUUGGCCCAAGAAGAUCUUUGCAGAGGUACAUCAAUGAGACUCUGGGAAAUGAAUUCACUGUGAUUCCCUCAGUGCAGCCAGAUAAAGAUCACGAGACAAUGCUUGCAGCUGUUUCCAAACUGUUUGAGCUUGGGGUCAAAGUGGACUGGAAAAUGUUCUACAAAGGAUUUGAGGAAGAACCAAUUCCCUACCCACGAUACCAGUUUGAUGACGUGAAGAGAGAUGUCUUCACUUCACGUUUGCAGUCAAUCGGUUCCACCGGCAACCAUCCAGUAGUUACACAAAUGGGUACAGACAGUACAGUGUUCAGCUGUGAUUUAUCCUUCUCUGAAUCAGUGGCCUUCCUGCAGGACCACAAGCACAAUGGGGUUGCCAUCAUUCCUGGUGCAUUUUAUGCAGAGUUGGGUUUAGCAACUUACAUGGCAUAUGCAAAACCUAAGGUUCCACUAAGUUCUCUGCAGCUCAGCAUAACAUUCCAGAGUCCAUUUGUUUUCACGCAGAAUGCCCCAGAAAUAAAAGUACAGCUCAGUCCAUCUGACCAUUUGGCAGAUAACACAUGUAACUUCAAAAUACAGUCUACUUCUGCAGUUUAUGCAUUUGGCACAGUAGAAGCAAAACAAGGUAGAACACCUGAAGAACAGUUCAUUUCAAUAGACUGUAUUUCCAAAAGAUGCAAAUUCCACAUGAUGUCUGGAGAGCUCUACAAACUUCUAAGUCAAACAGGAUUUGAGUAUGGGUCUGUCUUCAGAAAUAAGGCAGAUGUUUACUGUGGGGAAGAAUUUAGAGAGGCUAUAUCUGUUGUGAAGGUCCCAAAGGAAUUGAUGCCUCAAUUACAUGACUAUCACCUUCACCCUGUGAUCUUGGAUUAUCUCAUGCAACUUGUUUCUAUAACUAUAGGACAUGACCAAACAGCAAGACCCCAAUUUCCUGCACAAAUAGGAAGCCUGACUGUAUUUGAACCAUUGCAAGAGGAGAUGGUUGUAUAUCUGAGAACAGUACAUGUGGGAGAAGAUGAUUUUGACAUUUGUGGAUGCUUAGCCAACAAACAGGGUAGGGUGUUGGUUGAACUCAGGGAUGUGAAGAUCCGCAUACUAGGGAGCCGUUCCCAAGUACUCAAAGAGUACUUCUUCCAUAACAAUUUCAGUCUCAUCUCUGAAGUUGCCACAUUUGAUACUCAGAUUAAGGCACUUGUCUUUUCUGACAGGGUAGGAAUUUCUGAAGCUUUGCAGCAGUACUUGGACCCAACAUCUAUAUACGUGUCCUCCUCAAAUAGUAACAUACUGUUAGAAGGUGGAGUCAAACUUCUUUUGUCAAAACUGAAAAUUUCAAGUGUAAAGAAAAACUUCCAGGACAUUUUAUUCAUGUGGGGUGAUUCAGACUUAACCUCUCUCGAAUCAGAGAAUAUCUUGGACAGCAUGGCGGGGUGUUGUGAGAUCUUCCGAAAGAUUGUCAGAUAUCUCAUGGCACUUCAUUUCCCAGGUGCUAUCAGAGUAAUAACCUAUAGGUGCUCUGAGAGCUUAGUGGACUUCAUCAACCCUGGAUUUGUUCUGUCAGGCAUGACAAGAGCAUGUGCAGCUGAAUUGUCAGAACUUUCCUUCCAGCUGAUUGACAUGGGCUCUCCCACUAUUGAAGACAUCAAAGCUUUGGUUCAGGUCCUCAGGUCUUACCCCUGUCACAAAUAUCCAGAGCUAGUAGUGAAGGAAGGCAAAAUUCUCAAACCUGAAAUCACCCACACACCUUUGCCAACUAUGGCAAUCUCUUCAAGAAAUGUCCAUAUGUUGCAUGAUGAAGUCUUUGUCUUGCAAACAUCUGACCCAUAUAUAAUGACAAAUCUGUCAGCAACACAAAUGGAUAAUUCCAUUGAACCGAAUCAAGGAAAAAACAUUGUGCUUCGCCUCAGUAAAAUCUGUGUUCAUUCAUCAGACUACUUUCCAGUCAGCAUUUCUGACCUGAAUUAUGGUCGGACAUUGUACUGGAACAAGCACACAACUGAAAACCAUAAGCUCUUAGCCCUUGACUUCAGUGGCACUGUCACAGCUGUGGGUAAAGAUGUCAGCAAAUUUAAAGUUGGUGAUCACGUUGUGUCUUGUUACCCUGUGGCUGCCACCUCUAAAGUAGUUCUCCCAGCAGCUGUUUGCUGCAAAGCUAAAAGGCUUUCAUUCCUGAAUGAAAUUCCUUGUGUCUCUUAUAUGGUACUGGCUUGGAAGAUCUUCCAUGAGGCUUUACCCAAGGCUAAGCAGCAAAUGACACUCGGUAUUUUCUCCACUGUUCCUGACUCAGCUUUGAUGAAUGUGUUAAUUGCUAUUGCAAAUAGAUCAGGUUGGAAUGUCAGAGUGAGCACGCAGGCUGAUCAGCUGUCUUGUGAUUUUAGUGAGGUUCUGGGGGCUGUUCUUCUACCUCCUUAUAAUGUAGAAACUGCUGAAAUAGCUAGCAGUGUUAGAGGCAUCAAAGACAUUGUUCUUGUCUAUGACAACCAGACAGAAUUUCCAUUCAAUACUACAACAUUCCGUGGUACAAAUGAGGAAGUCCACUUCCAUGUCCUCCUCAUGUCCCAAGUAAUGCAAAAAGGGUCUCUGCAAAUGCAAAUGCCACACAUCUACCGUUGGCUGAAAUCCAUGCAUUUGGACAGAAAGUCUUUGUCUUUGGAUGCAACAGCUGUUCAAAGAGUAAAAUCUCAAGACAUCGAUCUUUUGUCUGUAAAAGAAUCUGAAUCUUACUUCACAUGCCAGAUCCCACCCAUUAUCAUCCUGAACAGUGAAGACAAAAACCAGCUGUCUGACAUUCCAGUGAUGUCCAAACACAGUCUAUUCCAGAAAAAUUCUGUCUAUAUUGUCACAGGUGGUCUAACAGGGUUGGGCUUUGAGACAGUAAAGUUCAUUGCUCAGAAAGGAGGAGGGAACAUUGUCAUUCUGUCUAGAAGAAAUCCAGACCCUCAGAUGCAACAAGAGUUAAGUCAGGUCAGUAGCCGUUGGGGUUCUGUCAUUAAGUGUCUGCCAUGUGAUGUUUCUGUAUCUAAGCAAGUGGACCAGACAAUUGUUAAUAUCGGAAAGCUUUUCCCAUCCAGUCCCAUCAAAGGGGUAUUUCACAGUGCAGUUGUCCUGCAUGAUGGGCUGAUUGAUCGUCUUGACAAAACUCUUUAUGAGAAAGUCAUGAGGCCAAAAGUGAAUGGAGUGAUUAACCUUCAUCGUGCUACCAUACAGUGCAAUCUGGAUUACUUUGUGUGCUAUUCCUCCAUCUCUGCCUUCAUUGGCAAUGCCUCACAAACGAAUUAUGGUGCGGCUAAUACAUUUAUGGAUACUUUUUGUCAGUACCGCAGAAAUAUUGGGCUUUCUGGACAGUCCAUUAAUUGGGGGGCUUUGAAUCUUGGCCUUCUUCUGAACAAAUUCCAUUUCCAGAAAUUUCUGGAAGCAAAGGGAAUCAUGCUUUUGGAGAUUCCAGAAAUCUAUGAAAGUCUUGAGCAGUGUCUCUUGAUCAACAAACCUCAACAGGUUGUAUGCAGGUUCAAUUUUAAAAACAGCUGGAAUAACAUCCUUAGUCAGAACAAAUCGCUGAGUGUACGCUUGUUUAAAAUAACACAGGAAGCCAUCAUUAAAGCUGGAGUGAAUUUAUCUAGACCUGAGCAAUCUAUGACAUCAUCCUCACCACGUGAUUAUCUGAAGAUCACGAUAAGUGAAACAACUGGCGUUGAGAUGGAUGAGCUAAAUGAUGAUGUUCAUCUUUUCGAUUUAGGCAUUGACUCAAUGUUAGCCAUGACUCUGCAAAAUCUUAUCUUCAAUGAUAGAGGUGUAAAUGUCCCUCUAGUGACUCUGCUGGAUCCAAAUAGCACACUGUCAAUGCUCAUCAAUAUACUGGAGCAGAGCAGUGUAGAAGAAUAUCAGAUUGAAGAUGAGAGCAAUUCCACAUACUUAUAAAGGUGACUUGUAUUUCUCCACAUCAGUCUUUUAGUAGCGUCAAAAACAAAUAAGAUUUUUAGGAAAUUCAUGAACUUUUGAAGUGAAUGGAUGUAUAGUACUAAGUACUUGAUUAAUCAAUUAAUCUAACUUUAGUUAAUCCUUCUGAAUAAGGUAUUUGGCAGAUGUUCCAAAGUGACUAUAUACAACUAAAUUCUAUUGGUUCUAGGUGGCAUUUGUUCUGGAUCCCUGCAUCCUCUGUAUUAACAGCACAUGUAAUUAUGAUAAAUUAGGUUAUGCAGAAAAUUCAAACUGUGUACUUAACAUUGGUUAUCAUUGUUUUACACUGUAAAAAGUGAUAGCCUGAAAUCGUUAUCUUAAGGAGCUUUUUUUUUUAUUUAUUUUUUUUUAUCUGAUUUAAUCCAUAAGAAUUAGCUUUGUUGGUAUAACUUUUUUUUUAGGUUGAUUCAGUGAUGUUAAAUGAUAUCUUUGACUUGAAUCCAUCUAGAUAUUACCAUUUUUUUCAGUGCAAUUUAUGUUUUGUUCAUCAGAUCACACUAGGUGAACUACAAAACUACAAACACACAUUCAUCAUUUCUUUUCAUUUCAUUUUCUUUUCUUUUUUUUUAUGGUUUAUUUUCAUUUAUAAUGCAUGAAAAAAUACAUAUACACAUAAUAUUACAACCUUAAUCUUUCUUAUACAAAAACAAAACAAAACAAAACAAAAAAAAAAGGCAACAGAUGACAUUGCAUUUAGUUUGCAGAAAGAGAAGGUAAAUGCUCCAAAAAGGAGCCCCAAAUUUUUUCAAAAGUCCUCGGAGAUUUCCUAACAUUGAAAAGGAUUUUCUCAGGGGUGCAGUAUGAAAUGAGUUCAUUGAUCCAUUGUCGUCUGGAUGGGGAGUGAAUCGAAUUCCAAUUCACUAAUAUACAUUUUUUCCCCGCAGUUCCUGCUAACAGUGAAAAAUACUUUUUAUGAUGAGAAGAGCCUAAUAAAUCAAUAUU
Messenger RNA from Ctenopharyngodon idella (grass carp), 8275 nucleotides. RefSeq names its product probable polyketide synthase 16. The transcript is spliced from 7 exons. Bases 962 to 7294 code for a protein of 2110 amino acids. Gene Ontology annotation, biological process: fatty acid biosynthetic process. Gene Ontology annotation, molecular function: fatty acid synthase activity; 3-oxoacyl-[acyl-carrier-protein] synthase activity. The record is from RefSeq and is a predicted model, not a curated record. Lineage: Eukaryota; Metazoa; Chordata; Actinopteri; Cypriniformes; Xenocyprididae.